AUGUGAUCAAGUUGUUCUUCGAAUUACAUAGUUUCUUUUUUAACUGAUUUGCGCAAUGUCGAGUGCCAGAUAAAGUAUAGAUAUCAUGUUAUACAUACUAUAAUGAUUUUCUUUCCAUUAACGAGGAGAACCUGCAUUAGAUUCACUUCGAAUCAAAAUUGUAAAGACAUAUGUGAAUGUCGAUACAAUGAGAGAGGUAUAUUUAUCCCUUGGAAAUGACGUUGCCAUUGAUGCAGAGAAGCUUACUGGGAUUGGGAACAGUGCUGACAAUCGUUGGCCUAACGACUCUCCUGCUCAGCAAAAAGCUUGCACUGGAAACGCGCAAACGAGAUGGCCUGCUCCUCGACAUAAUCGCUAAUAUUAGCGGCCACUUGGAUCGACUUGACAGUGGAUUCGAUGACAUCGCCGCGCAGACGGGAAUUGCGCGGAAUCGUUUGCUACAACUGAUUGCGCUCCAUCGAGAAAAUCUCUUGAUAUGUGCGUUACUCGACGAGAAACGGAGACAAAGGCAAAUGCUCGUCAGCGGAAAACCGGCGACGAAGACGAAAAAAAGGAGACGCCGAUGGUUCAUCGAUCGUAUAGCACCAUCAUCGAUAUAAUCGAUCCGAGAGCGGGUUUUUAUCAGAUGUAAGAAGAUACGGAGAAGAUAUUAGAUCGCAAUGUGUGUAUCUAACUUUAAAUUAUGUUAUUUAUAAUUGACCUCUACUCAAAGAUUGUAGGAAUGAUUUUUCUCUAAU
This is a messenger RNA of Cyphomyrmex costatus, 737 nucleotides long. RefSeq lists its product as uncharacterized. The record is from RefSeq and is a predicted model, not a curated record. NCBI's taxonomy places the organism in Eukaryota, Metazoa, Arthropoda, Insecta, Hymenoptera, Formicidae. The transcript has a single exon. Bases 216 to 599 code for a protein of 127 amino acids.